Molecule: messenger RNA, 1550 nt
Organism: Glycine soja
Lineage: Eukaryota; Viridiplantae; Streptophyta; Magnoliopsida; Fabales; Fabaceae
Exons: 9
Coding region: 306-1292 (328 amino acids)
Source: RefSeq, a predicted model, not a curated record
CUGUUGAAAAGAACAAUGUCAUGCAUUAUGGAACAUGUUGGGAGCAGUAUUUUAGUCGGUAAUGGUGGCAACUGUCAAGUGUCAGGUUUAAGUUAAGGGAAUUUGUUUUCGUCCUAGAAUUCCGAUUUAUGUUGUUGUUGGGUUGGGAGUUACUAGGAUUAAGGAGUGAAUAACUAACGACUUGCGGAAUAGGUGGCCCCUAUCUUAAUGUAAUGCAUCCGUAGUUUCAACGUCGUCAAUCCACAAUCUUUAGUUGUUGCCAACCUCCUCUAGGGUUCCUCUGUUUCUUAACUUUCUUCACAUCAAUGGCAAAGAAGAGAACCGCACCUCAGAACAAGACCCAGAUGAUGAAUCCCAUGCCAAAACAUUCUCAACAGCCAAGAAGCUCACCUCCUAAACGCCGCACUGAUUUCUCUUUCUUCACGCGCUCUCCCUCCUCCUUCUCCAACCCUACUUCUGGUUCCUCACCAGAUUCAUCUUCUGGUGAAGUGAGGUUGUCCGAUGUUGCUUCAAGCUGUUUGCAGGGGAGGAGAAUGACAAUGAAACAAUUUUCUGAAGAUAUGCUGGUUCGAUGCAGCUUUUACCAAGAGGGUAGACCGGUAUGUUCAUCUGAGUCUUUUGAUACUCCGGUUGUGGAAGUUGAUUCAGCUGUUCAAGAUGAAAGUCUCAACCUUGGUGGACAUAGGGAUGCUUGCAAUGAAAAAAUUAAUAUUUCCAAGAUGUCAGAAUCUACCCCUCUUGAAUCAUCUGUCAGUGAUAGCAGUUCUCUUGCUGUAACUCCUGGAAGUGUUGUAUGGGCGAGGACAGAUUCUCAAGUGUGGUGGCCUGCUGAGAUCAUGGAAGAAACAUCUGUGCUAUCCAACCCUGGCAAUGAUGGACAUGUUUUAGUGCAGUUUUAUGGAAAUCUUCCCAGUGCCUGGAUUGAUCCAAUGACAGAUAUUUCAACUUUUGAGGAUUCUUUUGAAGACAGGAGCAACAACCCUUCAGAAGAUUUUCAAAAGGCUUUAAAGCAGGCCUUGCAGAGGAAGGCACAACUUAGCUCUUGCCAAAAGUUGACUCCUGAUAGGUCUGCUCACUAUGAUCUGCAAGAACGUUCAUCUGAUAAAUGCACUUCAACUAGCACUAGCAAAACAAUUGAUGAUGUUCAAGAGAGACGAAGAGGGAAAAGGGAACGUAAACCGAAAGUUCACUUUGAUGAGGUAACACAUCCAAUGAAAUCAGAAACAAAGGUUCGUCGGUUGAAGAUAAUGCGGUACCUUGGCCUUGCACCUCCAGUUGGUUCUCCCUUUUGAGUUUUGACCAUGAUCACAAGUAAUGCAUAUUUCAAAUGUUUGCAGCCUAACAGCUGUAGUUGACCCUCCCUUUUUUAACCAUAAUAAUCUUGAAAUAUGGAUAUUUUAAAAAAAAUGCUUCUAUUUCUUGCCAUUAGCUAUGUAAAAUUUUCUAGGAUUAUAUAGUCUCAUAGUAUUACAUUACUAUCUGUAAAAACCAUAUAAGAAUUUCACGGAAUAUCAGAUUAGUUCUCUAAUAAAAGUUCAAUUUAGCACAUA